AUGAAAAAGUUGGAUGGUCAUAGUGCAAUGAUUGUUUCAAAAUAUUUUAUGUCCAUGGACGAUUUCAUACGCCUUGAGUGUGUAUGCAAAAAAUUUGAAAAAACAGUUGACAAGUUCCAUUUUAAUCCGAUUCCACUCACCAAAACACAACUCAAAUACUUUACACAGAUUGAAACGUUUCAUCAAUAUCACAAAGAAGACGAACCAUUUUCUGACAUACACUUUUUUAAACGGAUCAUUUACUAUCCAACCAGUUACAUGUAUUAUCAUUUGACGAAAGACACAAACGAGAGUUAUAAAUUUCUUCAUUUGAUGUAUGGGUUAAGCGAACGUUUAUUUUUUGGCGACGAAGUUCCAAAAAAUGUGAAUAUUUUGGGAGAUUCGUGUUUCUCAUCGUGUUAUUUUUUAACAUCAAUAGACUUCAAAUCUCCUUUUCAAAGAAGUGAAAGUGAUAAGUAUCAUUUAACUGCUCUUGGCAACAGUUGCUUUCAAAAAUGUACAAAUUUGAGAUCAGUGAUAUUAAACAAUGAAAUCAUUUCGUUGGGAAAUAACUGCUUUUCUGAAUGUGAAAUGUUGAGAAAAAUUGUUUUACCAACAAAUUUGUUGUUUCUUGGAAAUAACUGCUUUUCAAAUUGCGUCAAUAUAUCGAAAAUAAAAUGCCCAAAAUAUAUCAAAACAAUUCCACAGAGCUGUUUCAGUUUCUGUAAUUCUUUAAGAGAAAUCAAAUUCUUUCCAAACACAACUAAAUUUGAAGAGAAUGCGUUUUACGAAUGUAAAUCACUUGAAAGGGUGUUUGUAUCGAAUGACACUGUAAGUCUUGGAGAUUUCUGCUUUUUCACGUGUGUGGCGCUGUCGGAAUUUAAUUUCCCAUUAAACUUAAAGACAAUUGGAAAAUUCUGUUUUUCAAAUUGCUCUUCACUUUCAAUUAUUAAUAUUCCAAAAGGUAUCUCAAGACUUUCAGAGUGUUGUUUUAAUAGUUGCAGUUCUCUUGUUGAAAUUGUAUUGCAAAAUGAUUUAAAAAGUGUAGGAAGAAGUUGUUUUGAAAAUUGUGUUACACUUAAAGGUGUGAAUAUCCCCCUUGCUGUGACUUUUUUGGGAGACUCCUGUUUUAACAACUGCUCGAAUCUUGCUGAAGUUUACAUGCCCAAGAAGAUGAAGUACAUUGGGAAUUAUUGUUUUGCUGAAUGUAAAAAUUUGUCAAAAUUAACUUUCCCAAGUGAAGUUGAU
Molecule: messenger RNA, 1227 nt
Organism: Entamoeba invadens IP1
Lineage: Eukaryota; Evosea; Mastigamoebida; Endamoebidae
Product: leucine rich repeat containing protein BspA family protein
Exons: 1
Source: RefSeq, a predicted model, not a curated record